This is a messenger RNA of Alnus glutinosa, 1416 nucleotides long. RefSeq lists its product as uncharacterized. Gene Ontology annotation, molecular function: double-stranded DNA binding. The coding region runs from base 1 to 1416 and encodes 471 amino acids. NCBI's taxonomy places the organism in Eukaryota, Viridiplantae, Streptophyta, Magnoliopsida, Fagales, Betulaceae. Gene Ontology annotation, cellular component: chloroplast. Gene Ontology annotation, biological process: regulation of DNA-templated transcription; chloroplast organization. The transcript has a single exon. The record is from RefSeq and is a predicted model, not a curated record.
AUGAACAAGCUUUAUUUUUCUCAAACAAAUCAAAUGCUUCGUUUAAUUUACAUAAAACUGCCCAAACAAUUGAAGCACAAAGCUUCAUCCCUUACCCAUGGCCACUUCUUCUCAACCUCCUCUGCCAAACCCAUCGCGGAACUCCCUAAUUCCAACGACCCACAAUCUCCAACAGUCUCCUUCCUCCAGAACUCAUGUGGGUUGUCCUUGGAAUCAGCCAUUUCAGCUUCCCAGAAGCUCAACAUUGAGAACCUGAAGAACCCCAACUCAGUUCUUGGCCUGUUGAGAACUCACGGUUUGACUCAGACCCACAUCAGAAACUUAAUUAGCAGUCGUCCACGAUUGCUAUUGGCUGAUUUAGACAAUACCCUUAAGCCCAACAUGGAGUUGUUUGAAUCCCUGGGGAUUUCUAGCACCAGCCUUGCCAAAAUGCUUAGCAACAACCCACAUGUGCUUCCACGUGUGCUUGAAAGUGAUGCAUACACUGUGGUUGAGUUCUUUAGAGCUCAUGGUUUCAGAAACGAGCAAAUAUCAACUUUGACCAUGAAGCGCCCAACAUUGUAUUUACUCAAUCCGCACAAGAUCUUGAAGCCAAAGUUUGAGUUUUUCAAAUCUUUGGGCUUGUCCGGUCCUGAAAUUGCAAAGCUUUUAUCCACGCAGCCUACCAUUCUAGCAAGGAGCCUCGAAAAGCAAAUUAUUCCUUGUGUUCAAGAGCUUAGGCAGAUUCUUGGCACUGAUGAGAAUGUAUUAAAGGCUAUAAAGGCAGGCUACGGGAUAAUUGAAGUGAAUGUAGAAAAAGUGCUCAAGCCCAACAUGUCGAUGUUGAUAAGCCGUGGUGUGCCCCAGUCAUUAGCUUUGAAACUGUUCUUUUUAGGACCAAAAUCACUGCUUAUGACUACCUGUAGAUUUAGUGAAAUUGUUAGUGAAGUUAUGAAAUUGGGUUUUGAUCCCAAUAAACUGCAAUUUGUUAUAGCCAUCCGUUCCAUGGCAAUGAGUAAAACACUGUGGGAGCAAAAGGUGGAAACUUAUAGAAGUUUUGGUUUGUCAAAGGUUGAGAUCUAUUCAGCAUUCAAAAGAAAACCAUUGUUUAUGGCCGUUUCAGAGAAGAAGAUCAAGAAAUCGAUGGGUUUCUUUGUGAACAAACUGAAGAUUAAGCCUUCUCUAAUUUCCAAGAAUCCUAUUCUUAUACGGUUUAGCUUGGAGAAGAGAAUCAUUCCGAGGUGUUCAGUUCUGCAACUUCUGAUUUCAAAGAGGUUGAUCAAGGAAGAUACUAGCAUUUUUCAAGCAGUCAUUAUGAGUGAGAACAAAUUCGUGGAGAAGUUAGUGAGCAAGUAUCAAAAUGAGGUACCUGAUGUUGUUAUGGCGCACCAAGGGAAGAUAGAAUUUCAAGGGUUCCCCAUUGAUUUGAAACAGUGA